AUGGGUUUUUCAACAUUUCCAAAAUAUAAAUAUGAACCAGAACCAUCAUCAAAAUCGAUUCAUCCGACAUUUUUAAAUUAUAUAAAUUAUCUUAUUAUUGGUACUGAUGAUGAACAACUUUCAGCUCGUCGACAAAAUAUCUUAAUUAUGUUUCGUGGUUUAUUUCAAUUGGUCUGUUUACAUAUUCUUCUUCGUUUUACACCUUAUUCAAUACUUCGCCUUCAUAGUCGAGAUGCAAUAUUAUUUUCUUUAACUCAUUUUCUAACAUAUACACUUUAUGGAUUUAUAUUUUAUUUUGCUCUUGGUAUGGUACUCAAUAUAGUAUUUGGUUUAGUGGGUUUUAUUUGGAAUAUUCAUAUACGUUCAGUAUAUCCAGGCUAUCCAUUUUUACCAACAGGUCUUCAUGAUUUUUGGUCACGUCGAUGGAAUAUAUAUGUUAAAUCAAUCCUUCAUCGUAUUGCUUUUAUUGCUUUACCAAAAUUAACGGGUUUUAAUAAAAAAUCGAAUGUUCGAUUUAUAUUUACUGGUUUUUUUGCAUUUUUUGUCUCAGGUCUUUUACAUGAAUUUAUGUAUACAGUAUCAAUGGAUCGAUGGUCAGGUGGAAAAAACAUGCUUUUUUUUCUUAUUAAUGGAAUGUUUCUCGCAAUUGAACUUGUUUUUCAAGGACUUUUACGACGAAAACAAUUAGUUCCACCAUUUGUUGGCUGGAUUUAUACAAUUGCAGCUUUAUAUUCUACAGCUCAUCUUUUUUGUGAUCCAUGGAUUGAAGCAGAUUGUUUUGCUACAUUGAAAACAUAUUUGGGAUAA
Molecule: messenger RNA, 807 nt
Organism: Rotaria sp. Silwood2
Lineage: Eukaryota; Metazoa; Rotifera; Eurotatoria; Philodinida; Philodinidae
Source: the annotation of a GenBank genome assembly